CGCUGACAAAAUAUAUACUAUCCGGUAUGGCCGAGGGAGAAGUAGGGUUAGACUCAGGAGCCGAAAGGUUACCAGACCUAUUUGAAAAUAUUUGGAAAGCAUGGGAGUUCUUAGAGAAAACACAAGAAGACACUAAGUCAUAUCCUGUUCAGAAACAAGCCAUUAAAGGUUUAGCAGAUGGAGAAAAGGCAAUAAAGAUGGUGAAUGAUCUGGCUUUGUUUAGUGGCAAUGAGUCCAUACAGGAGGUGACUACCAAAGAACUAAGGUACAUGCUUCUUCCAGCCUUUUUGGGAUAUUUUGUACAGAAAAGAGUCACGAAAAGCAGACUUCAACUUGUUAGGACAGGCAAGGCAUAUUAUGAAGACUUCCUGCGACAAUGCAAGACUUACAAUGUGGCUAAAGUGAACAUUCAUCUGGAUGACGAUGACAACGAGGAAACAGUAGAAACAGGAAUGGUGCCUCUACGACAAGGUCCCCCGGGUAUGAUGAAGAUGAUUAGUGAAAGAGAGAGUAAGAUACAGAUGUUCAAGGAACAGAAGGAGCUGGAGGCCAAACUGGCAGACCUUAAACUGUACAUUGACAAAGAACAUGUGGACGAAGAGGUCAAGAGAGAAUACUACGUAACCUUAUUGAAGAAAUGGGUGAACAUUGCCUCUGAGGAGCUGUCAGGCAUUAACUUUGAAAUUCAGAUGUUAGAACUUCGAGAAGGUGCUCAGGGUGAUGUACAGGAGAGGAAGGAGGAAUACCAGAAAAAGAAGCCAGCAGCCAUACGUCCGUUUAUCAUCACCAAGGACAUGAUACAGAAGCAGGUGUUUGGACUAGGAUAUCCCAGCAUUCCAACUGUCACCAUUGAGGAAUUUUAUGAACAGAAGCUCAAGGAUGGUACAUUUCAGCCGCCCGGAGCAGGAGAUAGCAUGCAGAACAUAGCGGCAGGCCCCGAUAAAGACAAUGAGGACAGGGAGAAAGAGGCUGAGGAGAAGGAAAACAAGAUUGAAACAGACGAUCCUGAAGAACUACAGAAAGCUCGGAACUGGGAUGAAUGGAAAGAUGAACAUCGAAAAGGAUGGGGCAAUAGGCAGAACAUGGGAUGACAAACAAUGCGAUGUAUGACAUAGAAGUUACCUCAGUGCCGAUUGACUGCUGUUGGAUAAUGUCGGUAGUGAUCAGGAUUACGAUACUAUCUCAGUGCCGAUUGACUGCUGUUGGAUAAUGUCGGUAGUGAUCAGGAUUACGAUACUUUCUCAGUGCCGAUUGGCUGCUGUUGGAUAAUGUCGGUAGUGAUCAGGAUUACGAUACUCUGUCCAGUCAAUUUACGAUUUGACCGCAAACAAAUUGUAACAGAAUCUAUCUUGAUGAUAUAGGGCAGAGACAUGACAAUGAUUACAACCUAUAAAAAUUGGAAGAAAUCAGCAUUGUAAAAUUAUGGUAUUGAUUAUGCCUGCAUUUGGCGGAGCAUAUGCAUCAGCAGCAUCAUCCUGUAUGUUUGUCUGUCCGUCCAUUCAUCUGGCCAUCAGUCUGUGAACAUUAAACUUGCCAUCAGCUUCACACAAGCAUUCCUGACAUCAAUCUCUGGAGCCUAGUUGAAAGUCAAGGUCAUAUAUUCAAGGUCAAGGUUAUGGAAUCUAUACAUAAUGAUGAAACAAUUGUAUAUGGCUAAUCUGCAGGUUCCUAACUGAGGUUGUCAACAACAUUUCGCGAAUGAUCACACAUUAUUCCUGGCGUCAGCCUCUGCUGACUCGGUGGAAGUUCAAAGGCGCAAUUCAAGAUCACACUACAGAAUAUUUGUAUGAUAAUAGGAAUAUGAAAGUUUGUCUGCAAGUUCCUGACUAAAUUUUUCAACCAAAUUUCAAGAAAUGUCUUAAAAGUAUUCCUGACAUAUCCUGACCAGUUAAAAGUCAAGGUCAUAUUUUCAAGAUCACGGUCAUAGCUUCAGAAUCUUGACAGAAAUAUUUUGCAAAACCAUUCCUGACAUCAAUUCUUGAACAUCAGUCAAAUGUGAAGGUCAUAUGUCAAGGUCGAGGUCACAGUUAAAGAAUCUUAAUUAUGAUGAUGAAAAAUGUUUCAGCUAGAUUUAUAUAACUUUCUCCUUAUUUCUUGAACCAAAGUCUGAAUUGCUUUGACUCCGAUUGCUAUUACUUAAGACUCAGGAAUUUGUCUCUCACAACCAUGUUAGUGGGCAGGUUAUGUACCAUUUGCAGUUCUCUUGCUUGUAUCGUAAGAUGCUAAAUGAUUGUAUCAACCACGACAAUGGCUAUGGGCAACAAUAUAUUGUGCACAAUGGAAAUGAGAAUGUUGUUAUACAAAUUUCCAUUUGAUAUGAUUCUGAUACAAUGAACUGUGCUUCAGGAAGUGAAAUAUGAUACAUCAUAACAUACUUUUUAUUAAUUCUAAAUAAAUUUUUAAUAAACAAAUGAUCAAAUUG
Molecule: messenger RNA, 2422 nt
Organism: Mizuhopecten yessoensis (Yesso scallop)
Lineage: Eukaryota; Metazoa; Mollusca; Bivalvia; Pectinida; Pectinidae
Product: immunoglobulin-binding protein 1-like
Exons: 10
Coding region: 27-1091 (354 amino acids)
Biological process (GO): regulation of dephosphorylation; regulation of signal transduction
Cellular component (GO): cytosol
Molecular function (GO): protein phosphatase 2A binding
Source: RefSeq, a predicted model, not a curated record